This is a messenger RNA of Letharia columbiana, 2406 nucleotides long. RefSeq lists its product as uncharacterized. Gene Ontology annotation, cellular component: mitochondrial membrane. The transcript is spliced from 3 exons. The record is from RefSeq and is a predicted model, not a curated record. NCBI's taxonomy places the organism in Eukaryota, Fungi, Ascomycota, Lecanoromycetes, Lecanorales, Parmeliaceae. Bases 1 to 2406 code for a protein of 801 amino acids.
AUGCCUCCCCCAAAGACUGAAAGCUCUCCGGCUUCAGCUCCUGAUCUCGAUAUUCUUGGGGAUCAAGUCACCAUACAUCCAACUGGCUAUGUCGAGCCUCCUGCUAGUCAAGAUGAAGGUCAUGAAAGAAACCUCGUCGAACAUAUGGCUCGGUUCCGCGAGUCGCCUCUGGACUUCCUUCGGGAGGUCAGCCUACACGUGUCUGGAACAGGAUGGAGAGCCUAUGAUGAGGUCCUAGGUCAGCCGAUCUUCUACAGCGGCUUCUCCGAAAACAUGAAAGCGGCCGUUAUGAAGACACCGAUGCUCAGACGAAGAAUCGAAGACUUGGCGCAACGAAGGGUGGAAGUCGAGGAACAAUGGGGUCUACUUGGUGAUGAGAAAGACAUAUUCCAGAACAAAGUCCGGAGAAAAACCGAGAUUGAAGCAAGUCUGCAGGAAGUUGCACUAGAAUUGACGGAUGGCAUGAUCUGCAAGAUGGAGAGCAAAAGGUUUAUCAGAGGGGCCUACUACCUGUGCACGCAGCUUCUGACCCGUGCGUACCACCAAGGCAUCCAUGUCUCGAGCGAAGAAGUGCUUCGGCUACGAGCUGUUGCCGAACAAGCAGCCAAGAAAAAGCACUCAAUCGUCUUCCUCCCCUGUCACCGAUCCCAUGUUGACUACGUUUCGCUACAACUCAUCUGCUAUCGGUUAGGGAUCGCUUUACCUACUGUCGUUGCGGGUGAGAACCUCAAUUUCCCAGUAAUAGGCUCAUUUCUUCAGCAUGCUGGAGCUAUGUGGAUCAGAAGAAGUUUUGGAGAUGAUGCUUUGUACACGACGCUCGUUCAAUCGUACAUUGACACACUACUGCAGAACGGCUUCAACUUUGAAUGCUUCAUUGAAGGCGGUCGAUCGAGGACUGGCAAGCUUCUGUCCCCCAAAUUUGGAAUAUUGAGCUUCCUUCUAGACAGCGUCCUGUCUGGCCGCGUAGAUGAUGCAAUUAUCUGUCCCGUGAGCACUCAGUACGAUAAGGUAAUCGAGACAGAGUCAUAUAUUAGUGAGCUACUCGGUCAGCCGAAGCCAAAGGAGAACCUACAAGACUUCCUCUCCGCCUCUUCUGUACUUUCUCUGAAACUUGGGAGAGUCGACGUCCGUUUUCAUGAACCCUGGAGUCUUCGGGACUUCAUCAAUGGCCAACAAACUCGGAAAGACCAGUCGCUCGCCACGGAGGGUCGGACCAAUUUGCAAACCUCCGAGAACCGGGGGCGUCUUCUCAGAACGUUGGGCUUCAAAGUGCUGUCGGAUAUCAAUGCUGUUUCCGUUGUGAUGCCUACAGCCCUGAUCGGUACCGUGUUGCUCACUCUACGCGGACGGGGAGUCGGCAAAUCCGAGCUGAUACGACGAGUCGAAUGGCUGAGCGAGCGGGUCAGAAAUAAAGGAGGUCGAGUGGCACACUUCGCCGGCGCUCCUACAGAGGUAGUUGUGGAUCGGGGCCUUGAAGUUUUGGGAUCUGGUCUGGUGGGUGUCGUAGAUGGCUUACCAGAGACUACAUAUUACGCCGUCGACAGGUUCCAGUUGUCUUUCUACCGCAACAUGACGAUUCAUCUUUUCAUCACAGAAGCACUCGUGUCUGCAGCCAUGUACACGCGUGUUAAACAAGGCGGAGGGCCUGACAAUCAAAGAAUAUCGUUUGAUCGUCUACAUGACCAGGUGUACUUCCUCUCUCAGCUUUUCCGCGGCGAAUUUAUCUACCCUACAGCAGGCCUUCUCGCUAAUCUCAAUGCCACUCUACGGGGUCUGGAAAGAGACGGUGUUAUCACGGUCUCUCGCGAUCCUGCAGGAAAGGCGCUCUCGGCAGGCUUGAGCGAUACAGAGAGAAAGAAUGGGCGAGAAAAUUUCGACUUUUACUGUUUCCUAAUCUGGCCUUUUAUCGAAUCGACAUGGCUAGGCGCUGUGGCACUCAUGGGCUUGACGCCGCCAUUGGAGCAGAAGGAUGAACUGCUGGGCAAGACGCUCUAUCACCAAGGCGAUCUUUCGUAUUUCGAGGCCGUCAACAAAGAAACACUGAAGAACGCAUUUCAGCUUUUUGAAGACGAAGGCAUCGUCAAUUUGCACAAAAGUAAAGAUAAAAAGGUUCCCUCAACGAUCAAGCUGGCUGAGGGAUGGACACCUAAAAGAGACCCGGCGACGGGAAAUAUUAUUCCGGAAGGCAACCUUUGGUCCUUCAUCGAGACUAUAGCGAAUUCACGGAGAGAAGGCAAGAACCGUCGUGAUGGUGCUACAGUCAGCACAAGAGUACUGGUGUUGGCGGACAAAGUUGGCCGGCAGUUGUUCGAAAGCGCAGCUGCUCCAGGUAACGCCGCUGUGGAUGCCUUGAGAAGUCCAAAGAAGCGGAGACGGAAAGAAAUGCAGACAAAAGCAAGGCUGUGA